Molecule: messenger RNA, 1395 nt
Organism: Aspergillus bombycis
Lineage: Eukaryota; Fungi; Ascomycota; Eurotiomycetes; Eurotiales; Aspergillaceae
Gene: pkaC
Product: cAMP-dependent protein kinase catalytic subunit pkaC
Exons: 4
Coding region: 1-1395 (464 amino acids)
Biological process (GO): peptidyl-serine phosphorylation
Cellular component (GO): cAMP-dependent protein kinase complex; nucleus
Molecular function (GO): cAMP-dependent protein kinase activity; ATP binding
Source: RefSeq, a predicted model, not a curated record
AUGCCGAGCUUAGGAGGCUUAUUGAAGAAGCGGCGGACCAAGGAUUCGCAGACCCUCAGCAAAGAGCUUGAAGCCGGUUCGUCACCCACCGCGGCCCAGACGCAGACGUCACCAAACCAGCAUCACCACAGCCACCAAUCCCAUCCCACUACUACUGCCGCUUCCCCCGACGCUGCUUAUACCUCUGCGCAACCUCACCAAUCGUCCCACGAUCAUCACAAUCGCUCUUCAGGCACUAAUCGAAGCCACCCCGAGGGUCAACCAUCCUCCAUGCAAUCCGCCGUGACGCAAUCUCCCUCGGCCCACCAUCACCAUGGUCACCACCACACCAACUCGCAUAAUGUCGCCAGUAUACAGAACAUAAUUCACUCGUCCCAUCAGAGCGGCCAGUCGGUCGGCGGCGGUUCUCAACAAUCGCAGACCCGAACCACCAAGGGCAAGUACUCUCUCGAGGAUUUCAGUCUCCAGCGCACGUUGGGCACCGGUAGCUUUGGUCGAGUCCAUCUGGUGCAGUCGAAGCACAACCACCGCUUCUAUGCCAUCAAAGUCUUGAAGAAGGCCCAGGUGGUCAAGAUGAAGCAGAUCGAGCACACUAAUGACGAACGACGAAUGCUCAAUCGCGUCAGGCAUCCGUUCUUGAUCACCUUGUGGGGCACAUGGCAGGAUUCGCGCAAUCUGUACAUGGUCAUGGACUUUGUCGAGGGAGGUGAACUCUUCAGUCUGCUUCGCAAGUCUCAGCGAUUCCCUAAUCCCGUGGCCAAGUUCUACGCCGCGGAAGUCACUCUUGCGCUGGAAUACCUGCACACUCACCAGAUUAUCUAUCGAGACCUGAAGCCGGAGAACUUACUUCUCGACCGGCAUGGCCACCUGAAGAUCACCGACUUUGGUUUUGCAAAGGAAGUGCCUGACAUCACCUGGACCCUGUGUGGCACACCCGAUUAUUUGGCUCCCGAAGUUGUUUCUUCCAAGGGUUACAACAAGUCGGUGGACUGGUGGUCCCUUGGAAUCCUGAUCUUCGAAAUGCUGUGUGGCUUCACACCCUUCUGGGACAGCGGAUCGCCGGUCAAGAUCUAUGAGAACAUUCUCCGGGGUCGGGUAAAAUACCCACCGUACCUACACCCAGAUGCUGUGGAUCUACUUUCGCAACUGAUCACGGCAGACCUCACCAAGCGGCUGGGUAACUUACACGGUGGUCCGGAAGACGUCAAGAAUCAUCCGUGGUUCGCCGAGGUCACCUGGGACCGGCUGGCCAGGAAAGACAUCGAUGCUCCCUAUGUACCACCGAUCCGGGGAGGACAAGGUGAUGCAAGCCAGUAUGACCGCUAUCCGGAAGAACAGGAAGCCUACGGUCAAGGCGGUGAAGACCUUCACGGCCAUUUGUUCCCCGACUUCUAA